AUGACCAGGCCAACGCUGGCCAUUCCAGGCUCAACGAUUGAUGGUUCUCCUUCCAAGGGAAAAUCAGCACUUCCUGCCUCCUCACCACGAACUCCCACACCUGUCAGCAUCGAUCGCCGUGGAAGGAAGCCCAGGUUCACUCCAGCUCACUUUCGAUCAGUGGCAACAGAGUUGCUGGCUAGAGAUCAAACCAGUCCCCCAUCAUGCCGACCCACGGAAACUACUUGCUCUACUAUACCGGAGAUGGCUAGGGAACCAACUAGCAGUUUGCCAGCUAAUAGAAUUGCACGAAAACGGAAAAAGACAGACAGCGGUUCAGUCCAUGCAGGUACAGGGGUUGAAAAAACAGCACACCAGCAUAAACAUGGAUGCUUUGCAACAACUUCUUCUGCAAUAUUGCAUGAUCAGACCGUUUGUGUUGCUGGCCCGUCCUUAACGAUUCCUCAGGACUUCAACGGUGGCGGACAUGAUCAUACAGAUAUUAUAGGUCUUAUUCCGGGUGAUUUCAAUGCUGAGGAUGGCGACAAAGACAUCAUUAUAAACCACCGCGAAGAAGGCCUGAAGCGAAUUGAGAGUCUCAAUCCUAAAUUUCAUGCUCUGCAGUUCCCCAUUCUUUUCCCGUAUGGGGAAGAUGGCUUUCAUCUGGGAAUUAAGUGCAAUCCCGUUCACAACUCUCCCAAUGCUAAGAGGCAAAAUGGUGAUACAACUGGCGAGGGCAUUGGUACAAUUCUUCCAGCAACAUAUACUGGUGGUCCGCGAUACAUGAAGCACCAGUAUCUUGAUGCCAUGGCAAUCUGCAGACGCAUUGGAAACCCUGAUCUCUUUAUAACUUUCACCUGCAAUGCACAAUGGCCAGAAAUCACCAAGGCUUUCCAAGAAGUUAUCGGCCUCAAACCUGAGGACAAACCAGAUGUUGUUGUCCGCGUCUUCAAGAUGAAAGUUGCAGCUUUGAAGGAACAAAUUCACCGGUAUCAGUUUUUUGGCAAAUCAGUUGCAGGUACGACCGACGUCUAUUUUUUACGCAUGUUGCUUACCAAAGUGCCUGGCCCCACUAGCUUCGAAGACCUUAUGACAGUUGAUGGUCACCUUUGCAAAGAUUAUAAGGAAGCGUGUAUGCUUCGUGGCUAUCUUAUCGAUGAUGGCGAACCAGAAGCAACAAUGGUUGAGGUCGGGCAAUGGGGAAUGCCGGCCUUGCUGCGUUCUCUAUUUGUCAUGAUUCUGGUGCAUUCCGAGGUUGCUGAUCCUAGAAAGCUCUUUGAGACAAAUUGGCGCCUCUUUGCAGACGAUUUCUCAUACCAAACCAGACGUGGGUUAGAUAUGCAGUACUUUCAAGCGCCAGAUGAGUAUCUUCGCAAUGAGGUCAUCAAGCAUAUUGAAGCUCUAUUGCAUACCCACUGCAGGACUCUAGCUGAUUUUGGACUACCACAACCGGCUGAUUUGGGCCAUAAUCUGGUUGGGAAUCGCUUGAUCUGCGAGCAGCUCAAUUAUGAUGUGUGCAUGCAGCAGCGCACAGCAGAACAAAUUUACUCCACAUUGAAUCGGGGACAAAAAACUGCGUAUCACAACAUCAUGGCCUCUGUUGACGAAGAGGCCGGCAGGUCAGUUUCCUUUCUCAAGAACCGUGCUGUCAUAACACCAACAAAUGAGACUGUGUCCAGAAUCAAUGCCUCUGUUCUUUCAUGCAUUCCAGAGGAAACAAAAACAUACUACAGCACAGAUAGUUUGUGUACAGAAUCGACAGAUGAUUCAGACCUUGAAAAUCUCUACCCUGUUGAGUUCCUCAACUCUCUGGCUUUCAAUGGAAUGCCGGAACAUGAGCUGUCUUUGAAACUUUACACACCAAUAAUGCUGCUCCGAAAUAUCGAUCCACCUGCUGGUAUGUGUAACGGAACCCGACUCAUGGUAGUACAUCUUGGUGCUAAUGUUAUCAAGGGAAUUAUACUCACUGGUACGUACGAGGGCACAGUCGUGGCCAUACCUAGAAUUGCUCUGAACUUUAGUGAACACAAAUGGCCAUUCACAAUGAAGCGCAGGCAGUUUCCCGUGCGACUUUGUUAUGCCAUGACAAUUAACAAGAGUCAGGGUCAGACUCUGGAUCGGGCAGGAGUUUUCCUACCCAAACCUGUUUUUAGUCAUGGUCAACUGUAUGUUGCUGUUUCCAGAGUUCGAUCUGCAGCAGGCCUUAGAUUUCUUAUACACAAUGAUGCAAGCCCAGCCUACAACUGCACGAAAAACGUCGUCUACACAGAACUGUACUCUGAACUGGUCUUCCAUGUUUACACCGUGUUCGUACUAGAUUUUUUCUGCAUAAGGUUGCCCGAACAAGCAUGGAUAGUCCUGUUCUCUGAGCAAGUGAAUGCAACUAUUGUUGCUCUUCUGCAGCCGGUUCACUACACAACAGAGCGGAAAGUGCAUCUGGUUUUCGACAUGACAACCAUUCCUGCUUUCUUUGUUGUUGCUGGUCUUCUGUAUGCCGUGUUGAAGCCAGGACGGGCCAAGCCUAAGAUUAACUAA
This is a messenger RNA of Linum tenue, 2514 nucleotides long. Lineage: Eukaryota; Viridiplantae; Streptophyta; Magnoliopsida; Malpighiales; Linaceae. The record is from the annotation of a GenBank genome assembly.